Molecule: messenger RNA, 1104 nt
Organism: Biomphalaria glabrata
Lineage: Eukaryota; Metazoa; Mollusca; Gastropoda; Planorbidae
Exons: 3
Coding region: 1-1104 (367 amino acids)
Source: RefSeq, a predicted model, not a curated record
AUGGCAUGGGACAUCGCCCAGUGUGAGAUCCAUGCAACAGUUGAUGUUGUAGGUGCCCAGUGUGAGAUCCAUGCAACAGUUGAUGUUGUAGGUGCCCAGUGUGAGAUCCAUGCAGCAGUUGAUGCUGUAAACAGCCUUUGUGAGAUCCAGGCAGCAGUUGAUGUUGUAGACAGCCAGUGUGAGAUCCAUGCAACAGUUGAUGUUGUAGGUGCCCAGUGUGAGAUCCAUGCUGCAGUUGAUGUUGUAGGUGCCCAGAGUGAGGUCCAGGCAGCAGUUGAUGUUGUAGACAGCCAGUGUGAGAUCCAUGCAACAGUUGAUGUUGUAGGUGCCCAGUGUGAGAUCCAUGCAGCAGUUGAUGCUGUUAACAGCCUUUGCGAGAUCCAUGUAACAGUUGAUGUUGCAAACAGCCUUUGUGAGAUCCAUGCAGCAGUUGAUGCUGUUAACAGCCUUUGUGAGAUCCAUGUAACAGUUGAUGUUGCAAACAGCCUUUGUGAGAUCCAUGUAACAGUUGAUGCUGUAAACAGCCUUUGUGAGAUCCAUGCAACAGUUGAUGUUGUAGGUGCCCAGUGUGAGAUCCAUGCAACAGUUGAUGCUGUUAACAGCCUUUGCGAGAUCCAUGCAACAGUUGAAGCUGUUAACAGCCUUUGCGAGAUCCAUGCAACAGUUGAUGUUGUAGGUGCCCAGAGUGAGAUCCAUGCAGCAGUUGAUGUUGUAGGUGCCCGGAGUGAGAUCCAUGCAGCAGUUGAUGUUGUAGGUGCCCAGAGUGAGAUCCAUGCAGCAGUUGAUGUUGUAGGUGCCCAGAGUGAGAUCCAUGCUGCAGUUGAUGUUAGUGAGAUCCAUGCAGCAGUUGAUGUUGUAGGUGCCCAGAGUGAGAUCCAUGCAGCAGUUGAUGUUGUAGGUGCCCAGAGUGAGAUCCAUGCAGCAGUUGAUGUUGUAGGUGCCCAGAGUGAGAUCCAUGCAGCAGUUGAUGUUGUAGACAGCCAGUGUGAGAUCCAUGCAGCAGUUAAUGUUGUAGGUGCCCAGUCUGAGCUCCAUUCAGCAGUUGAUGUUGUAGGUGCCCAGUGUGAGAUCCAUGCAACAGUUGUUGUUGUGAUGUCUUACUAA